AUGGAGGUGACAGCAGGAUCCACAGCGUCUCUGACGCUGACAGAAAUGCCCAAAGUGCUAGUCGUUCCUGGCGACAUAGUGGUGGAGAAGGACGUCGCCGACGUGGUCGAGAAAACCGUGAAGCACUUCGGAAAGUUAGAUAUUCUGGUGAACAAUGCAGGGAUUGCCAUGCAAGGAAGAAUUCAAAAUACGCCGAUGGAAGAUUUUAACCGAGUUUGGGACACCAACUUUCGCGGACAACUAAUGAUGACGCAGAAGGCCUUGCCACACCUGCGUCAAAGCAAAGGCAGCAUAGUCAACGUUUCCAGCGUUUCAUCGCUGACUACGAUGCCCAACACAACGCCGUACGCUGUCACCAAGGCAGCCCUGGACCACCUGACACGUUGUGCUGCACUGGAGAAUGCGCCUUAUGGAGUACGUGUGAACGCUGUCAACCCUGCUGUCAUUCUGACGCCUAUAAUAAAAGACCCAGCAGUGAGCAUGGAGAAGCACGCACAGAUGAUGCAGAAAAUUACCGGCGCGGCACACGCCCUCGGACGUGUCGGUAAGCCAGAAGAGGUGGCACGCUGCAUUGCCUUUCUGGCAUCCGACGAUGCCUCCUUCGUCACGGGCAUCAACAUGCCUGUCGACGGCGGCUUGCUCCUUCUCUCCGGCUUUCCAAGUGUCCCGCAGUUGUUGACACCCGGGAGCGUUGCUUGAUGGCCUUCGCACUGAGACUUCGUCGACGAUGCCGGCCGUUUGAGGCAAUAUAUGGCCACCAGCAGACCCUUAGGCAAUAGGUGCUGCCUAUCUGAAGUUGAACAAAAGCCGUCGAGAUUUUGUUUCUUAAGAAAUCUACGCUAGCCCUACUUGGGCCCAGUAGAAGGGGAACUAAAGCGGCAAUAUUUCAUAGCGCUGGUAAGAUAACAGAGCGGACAUUCAACUUCAAAGUAGCACUCCUUUCGUCUUCUCCAAUAAAGCUAUCCAUA
Rhipicephalus sanguineus (brown dog tick) is the source of this 968-nucleotide messenger RNA. Its product is annotated as glucose 1-dehydrogenase 2. The transcript has 8 exons. The record is from RefSeq and is a predicted model, not a curated record. Lineage: Eukaryota; Metazoa; Arthropoda; Arachnida; Ixodida; Ixodidae. Bases 1 to 699 code for a protein of 232 amino acids. Gene Ontology annotation, molecular function: oxidoreductase activity.